GGGGGGGGGGGGGGGGGUGGAGGGUCCGAAAGAAGGAGCGAGUGACUCUUGGGUCAGCAUUGGGUAAAACGCACGCAACAAAAAAAGGCGGGAAGACACUUUAGAAAGCAUCUUCCCUAGAGUGCUUGUCAGCACUCUCGCAUGGAUUUAUUGGUACGUGCGUGUGGAGGAGAAUGAGGAGAAGAAGAGAGGAACUCGAGAAUGUCCCUUCCCCUAUCGGCGUGCUUAGGGUAGAGGCUGUUGGGUCAGAAAAAAAACAUUCCCCGUGCUUUUUAGGUGGAAGGAUACAAGUUGCAGAAGAGAACUUUUUUAAACGUUAGGCGCUAACCAUCGGACGAGGAAGAACACUCUCUCGGAGCUCCGCCACGCACAGGUGCAGCUCAGCCAUCGCCACCUCUCCCGAUCCCAUGAUGUGACCAUGCACUCAACUGCCUGCACAUGAACGGAGGUCAUCGCUGGAUCUCCUUCAGUGGACAACCCCUCUCGGAUGCGUUCCAUCCCUUGGCAAUGUCACUCGGACUCGACCUCGCUGGAUCGCUGCAUCCAGGCCACGCUGUCGGCCCUUUACCCGCCGUUUGAGGCCACGGCCGCCACCGUUCUGGAGCAGGUGUUCUCGCUUGUGGAGGAGGCCUACCAGGGCGAUGGCCUGCGCUACUUGCUCGAGUUCCUCGUGCCGGGCAAGCACCUCCUGCAGACGGUGCAGCAGGACUCCUGCUCAUGUUUCCCCGGCCGCUUGUUCCGCCACGAAGGCUGGCCGCUGUGCAUGGGCGAGAAGAUAAUCCUGCAGCUGGCUCCACUCGACCCGCGGCUGCUUAAACCCCGCGACUUCUACCUGCUGCUCACCCCCGCGAGCAAGGCAGUCGGGCGAGGCGGUCAGCCGGCGGUCGCGGCGACGCCCGUGCGCGCCAAGCCUCUGCUGACGCAGCAGCGGCAGCAGCAGCAGCAGCAGCAGGAACCCUCUCCGAGGAUUGUCGUCCGCUGUCUGGACGAGUGGGACCGCCGCUGCGUGCAGGAGAUCGCCGUGCCCCAAGAGGAUUACGCGCGCGUCUUCAGCGACGGGUGGCUGGCGAGCCUGAACGCGCGGCGCGUCGGCACGCCGCUGGAGAACUGCGUGCUGGCGAGCGAGGGCGGCCCCGUCCGUCUCGCCUGGCCGAAGGUGGCGCAGCCGCAGUUCGUCGACUGCGUCAAGUACGCGCCGUCCCCGGCCGGUGGCCCGGCGCUCUGGGCCGGCGACGUCCUCGCCGGCUGCGACGGGCGGCCGCCCGCCGACUCGACGCUGCCCACGAAGCUGCGCCUGAAUUUGAGGUCAGAAUGCAGAGAUUCGGGAAUCGAUUGCAGACGGAACUCCUGCUCUGAGCUGAGCAGAACGUUCACGAUGGAGUGCGACGACUGCGAUCCCGAUUGCAACCAGAAUUCUGUUGUGAGUCCCAGGACAAACUUCAAAGUGGAUUCUCUGAAAAGCGUUGGUACCGAUUGCAGGGAUUCUGGAAUUGAGUGCAGGGCGAAUUACAAAUCGGAGUCGUUGGCCAGUUCUGCCAGCGACUGCAGUAAAAGCUCGGCGACCACAAGCAUUGCUGCUUGUACAAUGAAAAGCGAUUCCUCUUCAGUAAAGGAAGACUCUGAAAGCCCUCUUUUGAGUGGCUCAGAAACCUGUAGUGUGGUGCCAAAUGGAUUCACUCCAGAGGAUACUGCCCCGAGUAAUGAUGCCCAUUGUGAAUUUGAAAAGCCGGAGAUUCACUUUAUGAAGUGCAGAGAACUUUCUGUGGCGCAUAGCCCUAAUAACGGGUCUCCUACCGCGUCCAUCAGCGCCCCGAGUGAUCCGCCGCAAAGGCCUGGCGACGCGUCGUGCUUCCGGGUGCCUGCCCAGGGCAGCGGCGCCAACAAUCCGUGUGCAGACGCGCUCAAAGACAACGACGCCUCCGCGGGUGCUUUCGAAGAUCCGGAAGGCGACUACGUCGAGCUGGUAGAAAUCUACAACAGGGCGACCGCCUGGCGAGGCCCACCGCGCGUGGACACUCACGGCAGGAGCUCGCUGACUCGCCACUGCGGCGCCGCGGGCAAGAACGCCGAGAACGGAGGCAGCCGGGCCGGCGGCAGGCUCGUCGUGUUCCGGGAGGAGCCGCCCAAACGCAGCUGCGAGUGGAAGCGGGACUCGGCACUGUUCGAGAGACGCAGGUUCUACCGAAAGUCCUACAUCGAGGCCCUGCAGAACCCGAUGGACAUCAGCUCGGCGUCUGACGAUUCGUCCGUAGGUGAAGCAGAGGAGGUGAAGGACCUUGAGGAUGACCUCCGAGCGGCCCCCGUGGCAGAGCUGCCGAGUGACAGCCCGGCUCCCUGCACGCCGAUCGCCAAGCGGGAUCCCGUGACUGAGACGCACUUUGGGCUCUCCGAUGAUGAUGAUGAUUUUGAUGACGAGCAGGAACAAACAGAACGGAACUGUGUAGAAGAUUGUUUACAAACCGAAUGCCCAAGUGAGCUGGACUCCACCUCUGUUCAGGUUCUGGAGCACAAAACCCUGGCCGCAUCUCCUGGUGCCGACAGCUGCCAUUUAAGUGAAACGUUUUUCCCAGGUGCCCCUGAACAAAUACACUUGGUGAAAGAGCUGCCUGUUGAACACUGCGACGAAGCCACAGUGCCUAAAAUCGGUAGUCCGGGUCCAGAUAACAUCAAGGAAGCCCGUAGAACAUCGGAACAAGAUGAAGCGGACGCAAUAAAUGGACUGUGGAAAGAUAAAGAGGAUGGGUUAGAGGUGAUGGCAGAACGUGAAGCUGAGCUGUUGGUUCGCGAUGAAUGUGCCUUGGACGCGAGUGAACUCGAGGCGGUGACAGCAGAACCUCUGGAUGCUGAGGGGCCCACGGUGACGCAGGCCACGGACAUCGCAGGAAGCUUCGACUCUGUUGUCGUGGGAGACAGCAAAGUCCUGGAGCUGCAUAAGAAACCUCCGAGCCAGCCUGCAUGCACGGAGUCACCGAGGAGAAUGAACGGCAUGGUGCUCUGUGUGGAAACAUCGCUGCUGAGAGAUCAGGAUGAGAGUGUAUUCCAAGAGCCGCGCGGCGCGAUCGGCGCGGCCAGCGACGCGGAGGAGAAAGGCGCCGACCGUCGCCAGGACCCCCGCGGCUCCGCGAGCGAUCGGCCCAAGGGGGACGAGGAUGCGGCGCAGGGAAUGGCCGGGGACAAAGGCGGCGCGCGCCCGCGGGGCUCUCCGGAGCGAGAGGCGGCGAGCCCCGCGCCGGGCUGCCCCACCGAGUGGCAGCAAGUGAGCCUCGAGCUGCUGAAGUCGGGCGUGGCGUACCUCACCGGGAGCCGGGAUCGAGGGGGACGCGCGGUCGUCGUCGUGUGCGCUCGCAACACGGCGUGGCUCGACCCCGACUGUUGCAGUACGCAGCUGUGCCGCCUCCUGCUCUACCUCCGCUCCAUUUCCAGGGGUGCCGUGCGCGAGAUGGGCCUCACGGUGGUCGUCGACGCCAGAAAGGUUCACCCUCUGCCCGCCCUGUUCAAGGCCUGCACCGCCAUGCAGGAGACGAUCGCCAACAGCCUGCACUCGGUGCUGAUUCUGGUGGAUCGAGAGCCCUCCUUUAAGCUGGAAAAGUCUUCAGUCGUCCAGUACGACAUCGUGACGUCGCUCAAAUCGCUCUACAAGCACAUUGAUCCGGCGCAGCUUCCGCAGGAGUUCGAGGGCACGCACCCCUACUGCCACGAGGACUGGCUCACGUUCCGCAUGAAGCUGGAGCCCUUCCUGUCUGCGUGCCGGGGAGCCGGCGUGUUUUUGCGGAGCUCCAUCCAGACGCUGACCGACAGUCCCCCUCCUAAGACGGCGCAGGAGGCACGGGACGUCGCCGAGCGCCACCGGAAGAUGAUGGCGCGGGUGCUGGAGGACUCGCGCCUCGUGGUGCUGCAACGGGAGGGUGGCGCUGCUCUGGCACGGCUCAAGCGCGAGGAUUCCCCCGUCACCGCCUCCCCCGACUACCGGGAUGCGAUGGCAGCCGUGACGGUGCUGUACAGCGAGGUGGAGGAGCUGGUGCACGGACUGGUGAUGCUGUCAAACCAGAGCCUGCAUCGCCUGGGUUUCCUGGCCGACUUCCUGGCUCUUCGCGAGGAGACUCAAGAGCUGUGCAGGUGGCUGGCGGUGGACGGGCAGCUCGAGCCGUCGUCCCUGGGCGUCCCGGGCGACUCGAUGGACAAGCUGCAGGAGGCUCGCCGGACGUUUGAGGCGUUCGCCCAGACUGCGACGGAGAAGAGCGCCGUGGGCCAGCGGCUGCUGCGGCGUGCGGAGGAGAUGAGCGUCUCCCACGAGGGCUUCGCGGAGCUGCGGGCACUGCCAGCGCUGCGCGAGGAGCUCGCGGCCAAGCUCGCCUCGCUCGCCCAGCGGAGGGACGCGUGGAGGCGGACGCUGGAGGACACCGCCACGCUCCACGAGUUCGUCGACAAGGCGUGCGACUGGGCAGCGGAGGGCGUGCGUCUGCUCGGCCGCGUGACCCUGGAUAGCCCCGAGGAAGUUGCGCCGGCGCUGCGUACCCUCCAGGACUACAGCGCUGGCCGUGGAGCGGGGCUCACGGACGAGGCGUUCAUGGAGAUGCGCGAGGUGGCCCAGGGCCUUGGGAGCGACAAGGGGCUCCAGCGCUGGAAGUUCGCCUGGUUCAAGUACCAAGACACGCGGCAACUGCUCGGAAAAAAGAUGGAGACGCUCCGAAAAAUGAAAAAGGCAUCAGAGUCGUCGAAGAAGGCCACGCACACGGACACGCAGAUGACUGUGGCCAAAGUGCUGGGUUUAGACAAGAGCCAACCAGAAAGGCAGAAAAUACCGGACAUUGGAACUCCUAAGCCUGUCCCCAAUUCUCCGGACAAAGCGGCGCAAGUUCUCCCACCCAAAGAGCCGCACGCACCGCCCCUUAAUUGCUCAGAGGAGCAAGCGUUUCCCGCUCGAAGCGGCCAAGAGCAGAGCGAGCAGGGAGUGCCGCCACCUCUGCAGGCAUCCACGCCCCUGCUGGGGAGGCCCAGCCGCAUGCAGUCUUACCUGCAGGACUGCCGCGCGAGAUCCCACUCCACCACCGCCGCCUCGUUGUCGUCGUUGUCGUCGUGCGCCACGGAGCCCGCCGGACAAAAACAACGGAGCACCCACCCAUGCUCCGCCACCUCUGCCUUGUGCUACAAGGAGUCCCUGCGCCAGGCGGCCGCCUCCCAGUUCAAGCACCACGUCUCCUCCGAGUUCCACCGCAGGGGCUCCUCCGCCUCCACCUCCUCCGCCUCCUCCUCCUCCUCGUCGCACAGAAGCAAACCCGCCGGCGGCUCCGUGUCCUCCUCCAAGUCCUACCACGGCGAGCCGGAGGAGCGACUCUUCUCCUCCCCCUCCCCCUCCGACUCUCCGUUCCCUCCGCUGUCCUCGCCGCCCUCCUUUCCGCCGCAGCACGGCCACCCGAAGCUCUGCCACACCCCGUCGGCCUCGUCGUGCCACUCGGAGCCGGCCCCGUCGCCCCAGCCCUGGCCGAGGCCGCCCCGCCAGCCCGCGCAGAGGACGCCCGCGGCGGGCGCCGCCGCCGCCGCCCCCCACCGAGAGCGCAGGGAGUCGAGCGCGUCGCUGGGCUGCGCGUCGCCCGACGGCGCGGGAACGUCGCCCGCCUUCCACCAGCGGUCGGGCAGCGAGCCGGCGCGGCGCUCGGGCAACACGGGCGUCUACAUCAAGGGGCUGGAGGUGUGCGGCGACGCGGCGGCUGCGGCGGUGGCCGAGGAGCGCGGCGUCGCCCUGGGGGGCCCGCCCCACGCCGCCCUCGCCAAGGUGCGCAGCCUCCCCGACGGCCCCACGUUCUACGGGUCGGCGGCUGACGUGAGGCUACGGACCAGCGGCAAGCUGGGCCACGUGGUGGCCGAGAUGGUGUCGACGGAGCGCGAGUACGUGCGCUCGCUCGCCUACGUGGAGGAGAGCUACUUCCCCGAGCUGGAGCGGCCCGACACGCCGCAGGACCUCCGCGGCCAGCGCUCCGUCAUCUUCGGCAACCUGGAGAAGCUGCACGACUUCCACGCACGCUACUUCCUGCACGAGCUCCAGCAGUGCUUCAGCCACCCGCUGCGAGUGAGCCACUGCUUCCUGCGCUACGAGAAGCAGUUUGAGAUGUACGCCCUAUACAGCAAGAACAAGCCACAGUCGGAUACACUACUGGCCAGUCACGGCAACGCCUUCUUCAAGCGGAAGCAGCUGGAGAUGGGAGACAAGAUGGACCUGGCGUCGUACCUGCUGAAGCCCAUCCAGCGCAUGAGCAAGUACGCGCUGCUGCUGCGCGACCUCAUCAAGGAGUGCAGCUCGCUGGCCGGCGUUCCGGCCGACGGGGGCGUCCUGCCGCGCGCCGCCUCGCCCGCGUCGCCGUCGCCGCCGCCGUCGCCGUUGCCCGGGGCCGCCGUCCCGGCCUAUGCCAUGGACCAGGAGCUCGCCGAGCUGAGGGCGGCGCUCGAGCUGGUCCGCUUCCAGCUGCGGCACGGCAAUGACCUGCUCGCCAUGGACGCCUUGCGCGACUGCGACGUGAACCUGAAGGAGCAGGGCCAACUGAUGCGUCAGGACUCGCUGGUGGUGCUGAGCGGCCGCCGGAGGUAUCUGCGGCACGUCUUCCUCUUCCAGGAGAUGGUGCUCUUCAGCAAGACGAAGCGCGUUGAGGGCGGCUAUGACGUGUACGUCUACAAGAACUCCUACAAGACUGCGGACAUCGGCAUGACGGAAAAUGUGGGAGACAGCGGCCUGCGAUUCGAGAUCUGGUUCCGGAGGAGGAAGUCCAACGAGACGUUCAUCCUGCAGGCUCCGUCUUCCGAGGUCAAGCAGGCCUGGACGGAGGACAUCUCUAAAAUCCUCUGGCAGCAAGCUCUCCGCAACAGACAUAUACGGAUGCAAGAGUUGGUGUCCAUGGGGAUUGGGAACAAGCCCUUCCUCGACAUUAAACCCAGCGAUGCAGCCAUCAAUGACCGUGCCAUAGACUACAUCAUGAAGGAUAGAGGCGCGGCUAGGACACGCGCGUCCAUUGCCGUGUCGUCCUUCGACCACUCGCAGCCGUUCAAGCGGCCGCACUCCACCAUCUCCAGCAGCAGCAGCUCGUCGUCGUCGGGCCGCAGCCAAUCGUCGUCCUCGCUGCUGGGGCCCCUCAACCUGCACGUGUGCGGCGCCGCCGGCGCCAUCCCCUUCUCGCCGCGCGGCACGGGGGGGGGAUCGGCUGCCGGAGGGGCGGCUGCGGCUGCGGCUGCGGCUGCGGCGGCGGCGGCGGCGGGGCGGCCGCACGACGUCGGUGGCCGCAUCGAGGAGCUCGACGAGCUGGAGUACGAGAGCGGCAGUCAGCCAUCGAUGACAACGGAGAGCUCCGAGUCGUCGCAGUGCACCUCGCGGGAGAGCGGCUGCGACUACGGCUCGCCCGACGCUGCCCCCGUCCCCGCGGAGCGGCCGCCCCCAGGGACGCGCCUCUCCCCCUCGCCGUCCGCCUCGCCGUCGUCCGUCCCGUCCGCGGCGUCGUCCGUCUGCUCGUCGACGUCCCGCACCUCGGACGUGUCGCUGCUGGGUCCCUCGGACGCGUCGCCAGAUGGCGCGUUCGCGGUCGCACCGAAAAAUCGGAUGACCUCUACGUUGGUCUGAAAGUCGCAGCAGACGGCAUAAAGUCUCGGAAGGACACUAGAGGGUGGCAUUACGCUGGAAGUCGACAGCCAGACCGAGACGCCGUCACCCCCUGCCACCCCCUGUCUCCGUGCGGACAGAGGCCCGCGCGGACUCACGGAUUCUCUCCUUCGCCGUGCUCGCCAAGGAGGGAACGAGCCCUCGCUUCUCGCGGUUCUCACAAAGAGCACCGUCUGUCAAAACUAGAAAAAUAUAUAUUCCAAUCAACGAGUACGCUUUGUAAUUUGCAAACGUGAACACAAUUAGCGGUGUGUCAUGCAAAUAACUUGAGCUGCAUUUCCCCCCCCCCCCAUCCCACCACCCCUUCCAAAAUCAUUUCAGCAGACGUUAUGCUGAGUACAGCAGCAGUGUUUGUAAACUAAAGUACUCCACCUUUUUGCACAAGAGUCCGAGUUAAUUGGACCCAGUGUUUGCCUCACAGCCAGAAGGUUUUGCGAGUUCUGAAUCCUGUUGUGUCCGUUGCCUUUGCCGUGGCUCGACUUUGUCAGAGGCAGCUGCUGCGGUAUCAAAACGACGUGCACAUGGCCUGCCUUGGUGACGAUGUCGCUUACUCGCGCGUUGCGGAUAAUGCGUCCGAACAAGAUAUUUUGAGACUUGGGGGAAACUAAAAAAAGUGCUUUGCCCCCCCCCCCCACAUCAACUGGUAAUUCUUACAUUUUGUAAACUCGCUUGCGAUGUUAAUUAUACGUUGUUUGAUUAACUUUUGCCGAAUAAAACAAACUAUAUAUGCUAUUAACAUGUCAUCAUCGCCUUUGACUGUUUGGGUUAAACAGGUGGGCGGGUUAUUUUUGUACGCAUUGCAAAAGAAAUGUAAUGGCAUAAUGCGACGCGCCAAUAUUUUAUAUCAGCCCAUCAUAAUUUACAUCUGUGCGCUUGUGUGAUACUGUUAAAAUGUACCGUUUUACAUUUGUUGUGUAUUUUUUGUAAAGUUUUGAAGCUUGUUUUGUAGUUUAUUGUAGUUUACUACUUGUUUUUAAAAAAAAUGUACAGUCUUUUUUUUGCAUAACCACAAUAAAAACACUCGGCCUUUUUAGAAGGCAUUAAAUAA
Molecule: messenger RNA, 8690 nt
Organism: Petromyzon marinus (sea lamprey)
Lineage: Eukaryota; Metazoa; Chordata; Hyperoartia; Petromyzontiformes; Petromyzontidae
Source: RefSeq, a predicted model, not a curated record